Messenger RNA from Penicillium riverlandense, 1497 nucleotides. Its product is annotated as SWIB/MDM2 domain-containing protein. Gene Ontology annotation, biological process: regulation of transcription by RNA polymerase II. NCBI's taxonomy places the organism in Eukaryota, Fungi, Ascomycota, Eurotiomycetes, Eurotiales, Aspergillaceae. Gene Ontology annotation, cellular component: SWI/SNF complex; nucleus. The transcript has 3 exons. The record is from RefSeq and is a predicted model, not a curated record. Bases 1 to 1497 code for a protein of 498 amino acids.
AUGCAGGCCCCCAUGCAGAAUUACCCCCGGGGAUACCCCCCGGCCGCCCAGCGGUCCCCAGCGACGCCCCGUCGCGGCCCCCCCGUACCCGGAAUGCCCGUUCCCAUGCCCCAACACGCUGUCAACCCACAGUUUAUGCCCGCUCAGCGCGCGAUGGCACACCCUAAUGAAGGUGCUCUCCGUCGCAGCCGCAAGCCGACCGACAGGAACAUCCCCGACGGAAUCGAAGACGUGGUCAUUGGCGAAGGUGUCCAGCAGUACAAGAGCCUGCGCGAUGUAGAGAAGCGAUUGGAUGCCGCCAUUGUUCGCAAACGACUGGACAUUCAAGAUUCGGUCAGCCGGACCAGCAAAAAGUACCGGACCAUGCGCAUCUGGAUCUCCAAUACUGCCGAGAGCCAGCCGUGGCAGGGGCCCGGCAACAACCCAGGCUCGGGCCGGUAUAAGGUGCGCAUCGAGGGACGUCUCCUAGAUGAUGAGAACGACCCCACAGUUCCGCCAGCCGAUGAGAAGGAGAGCGAGGUGGCUGGUGGUGAUGCGAUGGAGCAGGAUGAAGCCGAAGCAGACAAGUCGAAAAAGACCGCACCCACAAAACCGCCCCAGCGCUUUUCGCAUUUUUUCAAAUCCAUCACGGUUGACUUUGACAAGCCAGCCGCCGCCAUCCCCGAGGAGGUUAAGCCGGUUACCUGGGCCAAACCGCAGACGCCCCCCAAUGCGCCGGCACCCCCAAAUGCGGAGUUUGAUAGCAUCCAGUUCUCGCGGGCAUCGCAGGAGAAUCUGAAUGUUACCAUCAGCCUCGUGCGAGAUGAGACCCCGGAACGGUACAAGCUGAGCCGCGAGCUGGCCGAGGUGCUGGACGUUGAGGAGGAGACUCGCAGUGGAAUUGUGCUUGGAAUCUGGGACUACAUCCGUGCGAUGGGAUUGCAGGAGGAUGAAGAGAAGCGCCAAGUGCGGUGCGACCACCGUCUGCGAUCGAUCUUCGGUCGAGAACAGAUGUUCUUCCCCCAGAUUCCCGAAAGCAUCGGCCCACACACCAGCCCCAUGGAGCCGAUCAAGUUGCCCUACACCAUUCGCGUCGACGAAGAGUUCCAUAAUAACGCGACCCCAACCGUCUAUGACAUCCAGGUCGCCGUGGAAGACCCCCUGCGCACCAAGAUGAUGGCCCUUACCCAAAACCCGCAGUACGCCGCGGGCAUGCGCCAGAUUGCCUCACUAGAUGACCAGGUUGCACUCAUCGUGCAGGCGCUCACUCACUCGCGUGCCCGCCACUCUUUCUACACUGCCCUGAGCAAGGACCCGGCUAACUUUGUCCGCCGCUGGAUCAACUCUCAACGUCGCGAUCUCGAGACCAUCCUCGGCGAGGCUGGUCGCGGUGGCGGUGAGGAUGGCAAUGCACCUGAGUUCCGUCAUGGUGGCACUGACAGCCCUUGGGAUACGGUUGUGGCUCAGGAGGCAGUGCGUUAUAUGCUGGCUAAGCCCGAGGCUUCUGCUGCGCGGUAG